AUGAGUUAUCGCUUCACCGACCUAAAGUCUUCCAAAAGUGGAAGUUUCAACAACAACAAACUACUACGGAUACAGGAUUCUACAAUGCUGACAGCAGGACUUAGUGCUGGGAUAUUGCAACUUCAAUCUUUUGCAGGUUUUGGAAUGUUUUUUGCUGUUUAUAUCCUGGUGAACCUCAUAUUUAUAGCGUGGUUUUGCAAAUUCAAGCCUAGUCUAUAUUUUACUAAUCCAGUGCAUAAAAUAUGGGUUAAAAAUCUAUUCCGCGAGCUAGCUGGGUUUGUCAUGACUUGGACGUUAGCGUUCACUUUGGUCAGGUAA
Messenger RNA from Kluyveromyces lactis, 318 nucleotides. It is a transcript of the gene EMC6, whose product is annotated as Emc6p. Gene Ontology annotation, cellular component: membrane; EMC complex; endoplasmic reticulum. The transcript has a single exon. Gene Ontology annotation, biological process: protein folding in endoplasmic reticulum; autophagosome assembly. NCBI's taxonomy places the organism in Eukaryota, Fungi, Ascomycota, Saccharomycetes, Saccharomycetales, Saccharomycetaceae. The record is from RefSeq and is a predicted model, not a curated record. The coding region runs from base 1 to 318 and encodes 105 amino acids.